AUGGAGCUUCUGGUUCUGCGACUUGAUUUCAUGGUUUUGGCUCUCAUCAUCCAUGAAUGUAUAUAUAGAAGAAUGUCAAACCGCCAGCAGCAGAUAGUAUCAGCCGCCUUGGAAGAACUUAUUCUAGUUUGGGUUUUGUUCAAGUUAAGUACUUUACAUAAAGCAGCAUCCUUGCUCAG
This is a messenger RNA of Sphenostylis stenocarpa, 179 nucleotides long. The record is from the annotation of a GenBank genome assembly. Lineage: Eukaryota; Viridiplantae; Streptophyta; Magnoliopsida; Fabales; Fabaceae.